AUGGCCUCCAGCUUCAGUCUCCACGUCAAAAUCUAUAUCGACCCUUCCAACGUGGAAAAGUUCCUCGAGCAUUUCAAGCCAGUCUAUGACGCUGUUGUAAAGGAACCUGAAUGCCGGUUUUUCGAAUUGCAUCAAGAUCCCGCGAACCCGGGAACAUUGACCUGGGUGGAGAACUGGCAUGUCCUCUCCUCUUCUUUUCAAGGAAACCAUGCUAACAACAUCUCUAGGAAUACUACUACCCAAUGGUUUAUGGAGAAUCAAAUGACCAAGGCCUACUACGAGCCAUAUUUGGCCGCAACAGAGCCGAUGUUUGUUAAGCCACGCGAGUUCAAGAUUUACAAUCGUCUUGCGCCAGAUUAUUGUAUGGCUAAAGAUCAGUACUAG
Molecule: messenger RNA, 384 nt
Organism: Penicillium pulvis
Lineage: Eukaryota; Fungi; Ascomycota; Eurotiomycetes; Eurotiales; Aspergillaceae
Product: putative quinol monooxygenase
Exons: 2
Coding region: 1-384 (127 amino acids)
Source: RefSeq, a predicted model, not a curated record